CAGCUUCUGUCCUCUCAGUCUCAGUGCAGCGGGACCGCCAACAAGGGCUAUAUUCAUACAACCACAUCAAUUGCAAGCAAUGGAGCUCUUUCAGGAAGGGCUCUCUGUAAACCUGUGGAUUUUUUCAUUGCUCAUAUGGACUUCAGCAAGUGCAUUUAACCUGGACACACAAAACGUCCUCAGGAAGAAUGGUCAUCCGGGCAGCCUCUUUGGAUUCUCUCUGGCCAUGCACCGGCAGCUCCAGCCCACCGAUAAGAGAAUAUUGUUGAUUGGUGCUCCCAAGGCCAGGGCUUUAUCCAAUCAGAGGGCAAACAUCACAGGUGGGCUGUACAGCUGUGACAUCACCACCCAUACAGAUGACUGUACUCGGGUGGAAUUUGACAAUGAUGUGGACGUUCUUGUGGAGAAUAAAGAGAACCAGUGGAUGGGUGUGACGGUUCAGAGUCAGGGACCUGGAGGCAAGAUUGUGACAUGUGCCCAUCGCUACCAGCGCUUGUUGUUUCCCAACACAGCACAAGAGGCUCGUGACAUCACUGGACGCUGUUACAUGCUGAGUCAGGACCUGAGCAUCGACAGUCAAUCAGAUGAGGAUGGGGGCAACUGGAAAUUCUGUGAUGGUCGCACCAGGGGUCAUGAAAGAUUUGGGUCCUGUCAGCAGGGUCUGGCUGCCACUUUCACGAAAGACUACCAUUAUGUCAUCUUUGGAGCACCAGGAGCAUACAACUGGAAAGGAAUAGUGCGUGUGGAGCAGAAGAACAACACUCUGCUGGAAAUGGGCUUGUUUGAUGAUGGUCCUUAUGAGGUCGGGGAUGAAAACCGCCUGGAUCCAAAUCUUGUUCCAGUACUAGCGAACAGUUACCUAGGAUUCUCUCUAGAUUCUGGUCACAGUAUCACAGAAAAGGGGAAGCUCAUCGUAGUGUCAGGAGCGCCGAGAGCCAAUCACAGUGGAGCUGUGGUGUUUCUGAGGAAGGAAGGUGAAGUGUCCACCGCGCUCACACCUGAACACAUUCUAGAGGGACCAGGACUUGCAUCCUCAUUUGGAUAUGAUGUCGCUGUGGUGGACCUGAAUGGAGAUGGUUGGCAGGAUGUUGUGGUUGGUGCACCGCAAUUCUUCCAGAGAGAUGAGGAAGUGGGUGGAGCUGUGUAUGUCUAUAUCAAUAAUGCUGGAAGGUGGAAAGACGUCUCGCCUACUCGCCUCAAUGGAACUAAAGACUCCAUGUUUGGACUGUCUGUGGAGAACAUUGGAGACAUUAAUCUGGAUUCUUUUGAAGAUUUUGCAGUUGGUGCUCCAAAUGCAGACUCUGGGUUUGGUUGUGUUUACAUCUACCACGGAUCUGCUGACGGCAUCAAUACUGAACCAGCUCAGAUACUGGAGGGCAAACAGCACAACAUUAAGAUGUUUGGAUAUUCUCUGGCUGGGAAAAUGGAUUUGGAUCAGAACUCGUACCCUGAUCUGGCUGUGGGCUCCCUCUCUGAUACUGUUUUCAUAUACAGAUCAAAACCGGUCAUCAGCAUCAAGAAAGACAUCAAGGUUACACCAAAAGAAAUUGACUUGAUGAAGAAAACGUGUGGCAACAGUAUUUGCUUGACUGUGGAAGCUUGUUUUUCAUACAGAGCAAACCCUCCCACCUACAACCCCAAACUCACUAUUUCCUACACAUUUGAGGCGGAGUGGUACCGCAGAAAGUUGGGUCUCCCGUCAAGAGUUGUGUUUCUGGAGAAAAGCAUGAUAGAUCAGGACUUCCAGUCAUCUGGCACUCUGGAGCUACGAGGACAGAACAAGAAUGCCUGUUACAAGACGCAACUCAGACUACAAGAUGGAAUCAGGGAUAAGUUGAGAGCGAUUCCUAUCGAGGUGUCUGUGGCCAUUCAGAGUGCCAAGAGAGGCAAACGGCAGAGCUCAUUGCCACAACUAUUGCCAAUACUGGACUCCACUGUGCCCAACAAGACCAUCACUGAGGUGAACUUCCUGAAGGAGGGUUGUGGCACUGACAACAUCUGUCAGAGUAACUUAUAUCUGCAGUACAGGUUCUGCUACAGAGAGACCAACCAGGACGUGUUCCCUCCUCUUCCUCUGGAGAAUGGAGUUCCAGUGAUUUCUCUGAGUGAUCAGAAAGACAUCGCUCUGGAGGUGACGGUGAGGAACAGGAAUGGAGAUGACGCCCAUGAAGCUAAACUGAUGGGACAGUUUGAUGAAUCACUGUCAUACUCUGGAUUCAGAUCUCUGAGAACUACUGAUAAGCAUGUGAUCUGUGUAGCCAAUCAGAAUGGCUCUCUGGCAGACUGUGAGCUGGGAAACCCAUUUAAACGAGAUUCAGAGGUAACGUUCUAUAUCAUACUGAGCACUGGCAAGAUCUCUCUCAACACCAAAGAUGUGGAGAUCGUCCUUCAGCUGGAAACAACGAGUUCACAGGAGGGCAUGGGCAAAAUAAAGGCCAGAGCCAAGGUGGUGAUUGAACUUCUACUUUCUGUACAAGGGUUGGCCAAGCCCUCUCAGGUCUAUUUUGGAGGUGAAGUCAGAGGAGAGAGUGCCAUGAAGACAGAGGAGGAAGUUGGCAGCUUGAUUGAAUAUGAAUUCAGAGUGAUUAACUUGGGAAAGCCUCUGAAGUCAUUUGGAACUGCUUUCCUGAACAUCCAGUGGCCUAAAGAGAGUCCCUUGGGGAAAUGGCUGCUGUAUCUGAUGAAGAUUAGCACUAAAGAUCUGCAGUUAGUCACCUGUUCACCUGAGAGUGAGAUAAACCCUCUCAGACUGAAUGAGGAGUCGACAGUAACUAGGAGAAAACGAGAGCUGGAGGAGAGAAGUUCGUUUGAAGGGAGUAAAAUAUCUCUCUUCACUGACAAACGCAAACACAAGACUCUGUCGUGCACAGGUGAUGCCAAAUGUGUGGAGAUAAAGUGUCCUCUACAGGGCUUGGACAGCAGUGCAGUCAUCCUUUUGAAAUCUCGGCUGUGGAAUUCAACCUUUCUUGAAGAUUAUGCCUCCUACAAUUACCUUGAUAUAAUGGUGAAAGCCUCCAUAAGUCUGGAUGUGUCUGCAAAGAACAUUGUGCUUAAAAAUCCUGAGACACAGGUGAGACUGACCGUGUUCCCAGAGACGAUAGUGACACAGUUCGGAGGCAUCCCAUGGUGGAUUAUUCUUGUGGCUGUAUUAGCUGGAAUCCUAAUGCUGGCUCUUCUAGUGCUGUUACUGUGGAAGUGUGGAUUUUUUAAACGUUCCAAAUAUGAUGACAGCGUUCCGAAAUAUCACGCAGUGAGGAUUCGGAAGGAGACGCAUCUCUUAAAAGAUGAAAAGGACAUGUUAGAUCCCCUGGAGAAGAAGCAAUGGAUGACCACAUGGAGUGAGAAUGAGAGCUACUCUUGAGACUGUCUCUGCAUCUACUGUGGACAGUUUGGCACCAUCAGGCAUUUCAAGUUGGAAAAAGAUUCAGAGGAAGCUGACACGCCCUCUGUGCAGUGUUUAAGACCACCGAGAGCAAAAUAUCACAGGCGUUUGACACAAAGAAGCUUUUUCUGAAAACUAAGGAGUAUGACUGACAGUUAACUCCUGGAUCUCUGGGCCUUUUGUCUGCAAUGUCUCAUCUUUAAAUCUCAACCAUUAUUUUUGGAAGUUGCAUGAGAUGCCAAGACGUACUUUUCUUUGUAAAUAUUUAAGUAUUUUACAAUGCAGUUUAUUUAUUUUGUCUUGUAAUUUUGUAUUAUAGUGCCUACUGUGCAUGGACUGGCCAAAGAUUGUUUUUCCAAGCCUUUCAGUAACUGUAAAUAUCAUUGAAAGUUAAGAGCUCUGUCAGCUAAAGCUCAGGCAGGACAUGGAUAAUCAGGUGUGCAGAAGACAGAACAUUAAAAUUGUUUGUUAUUAUUGACUUGUUUCGUUAUCCAUUGUUUGUGGCAAUUUGUCCCAAAUGUAUUAGCUGUGCCACGGGAACAAUGGAAUACUAUCUUACUACUGAAUACUGUAGUAUACACUGUAUAAUUAUAUUUCAUAAAAUAGUAAGUGAAAUACAGUAGUAUGCAUCAUGCAACGAUAAACGUUCCAAAACAGUAGUAUGCAGUGUUGUUGUCACAUGACCUCAUUCAUUUUUAUGUGAGUGUUGUCUACUAAACAUCUUGGAAAUAGAGUUAUUUUGCAUUUCAGUUAAUGCAAAAUAAUGCAAACUUUUGGAAAGAGACAUUAAAAAUCCCUACUCUUUACUUCAGUUUCAACUUUUCAUCAGGGGUUCUCCCGUCCUCGACUGUUUUGCUGCUAAAAUAUGGGGCAGUAAUAUAACACUACAUAAGAAUAUUUGGAGAUCAUUAAAAUAAUUGUCAUUUCAAAAUAAAAUUAGUUAAAUUCCCAGCUUUUGUUUGCAAAUCAGCAUGUUU
Xyrauchen texanus (razorback sucker) is the source of this 4359-nucleotide messenger RNA. RefSeq names its product integrin, alpha 6a (gene itga6a). Gene Ontology annotation, cellular component: integrin complex; external side of plasma membrane. The record is from RefSeq and is a predicted model, not a curated record. The coding region runs from base 80 to 3361 and encodes 1093 amino acids. The transcript is spliced from 25 exons. Gene Ontology annotation, molecular function: integrin binding. NCBI's taxonomy places the organism in Eukaryota, Metazoa, Chordata, Actinopteri, Cypriniformes, Catostomidae. Gene Ontology annotation, biological process: cell-matrix adhesion; leukocyte migration; cell adhesion mediated by integrin.